Molecule: messenger RNA, 1995 nt
Organism: Mercurialis annua (annual mercury)
Lineage: Eukaryota; Viridiplantae; Streptophyta; Magnoliopsida; Malpighiales; Euphorbiaceae
Product: probable indole-3-acetic acid-amido synthetase GH3.1
Exons: 3
Coding region: 119-1846 (575 amino acids)
Cellular component (GO): cytoplasm
Molecular function (GO): acid-amino acid ligase activity
Source: RefSeq, a predicted model, not a curated record
AAUAUCCACAAUCCGAUUAAUCAAUUAUUACUCCUAAGGUCCCUAUACUAAACAGAUUUUUUCUUAAACACUUUGGUUUUUUUCCUGCAGAAUCUGUUUCUCAACUAAUCUUGUAAUAAUGUCUGCAAAGAAAUACGCAGAAACUCUACAGCUUAUAGAAGAACUGACUACAAAUGCCGACUCUAUUCAACAAAAGGUGUUGGCUGAAAUCCUGGAACAAAACAAAGGAGUAGAGUACUUGAAAAGGUUCGAACUCGACGGAGCUACGGACCGUGAGACGUUUAAGUCGAAGAUUCCGAUUAUCACGUAUGAGGAUAUUCGAUCCGACAUUCAACGUAUAGCGGAUGGCGAUCGUUCGCCAAUUUUAUCGGCUCAUCCCGUUAUUGGAUUCUUCACUAGUUCUGGAACUUCAAGUGAGGAACGUAAGUUGAUACCGGUAAUUGAAGGAGAGACUGAACGUCGCCGUUCAGUUAGACUUUUGAAGCCUGCUGUAAUGAACUUAUUUGUGCCUGAACCGGACAAAGGCAAAGGCUUAUACUUCUAUUUUGUAAAAUCUGAAACAAGAACUGCAGGUGGGCUUGUAGCUCAACCUGCAACAUCUCACUACUUCAAAAGUGACAAAUUCAAGAGAGUUAUGUCCGAAGCUAAGGUAUUCACUAGCCCCAUUGAAUCAAUCCUUUGUCCUGACUUGUUCCAAAGCAUGUACACUCAGUUACUCUGCGGCCUUUUGGAUCGGCAUCAAGUGGUCAAGAUUGGUGCAUUAUUUUCCUCCAUUCUUAUUCGAAUAAUGAAGUUUCUUCAGCUUAAUUGGCAAGAAUUGGCUCAUGAUAUCAUGUCAGGAACGUUAAACAAGCGCGUGACUGAUCCUUCUAUCAGAAACUGCAUCGCCAAGAUCCUGAAACCCGACCCUGAAUUGGCCGAGUUCAUUAGGUUUGUAUGUUCGAAUGAGAAUUGGGAAGGAAUAAUUAAAAGAAUUUGGCCUAAUACUAAUUAUCUCGACUUGAUCAUUACCGGAGGAAUGGCUCAGCAUAUUCCUACUCUUGAUUACUAUAGCGGUGGUCUGCCUUUAGCUUCGACUCUUUAUGGAUGUUCAGAGUGUUCUUUUGGGAUAAAUUUAAACCCGUUAUGCAAGCCGUCUGAUAUUUCCUAUACAAUCAUACCCAACACGACCUACUUCGAAUUCUUGCCUCAUAAUUGUGACUCGCCCGGGUUAGCUUGUGACUCGCCACCUAGACUUGUGGACCUUGUCGAUGUUGAAGUUGGUAAAGAGUAUGAGAUUGUUGUAACUACCUUUACAGGUUUAUAUAGGUACCGAGUUGGUGAUGUUCUUCGAGUCAGCGGAUUUCAUAACUCGACUCCUCAAUUUCAGUUCAUCGGAAGAAAAAACGUCCUACUUGGUAUCGAUAUAAAUGAAACCGAAUUACAAAAAGCAAUUGGAAAUGCAGCCCAAAUCCUGUCCAAAUGUAAUACAAGUGUGGUUGAAUAUACAACUUUUGCUGACACGAAAACAGAUCCCGGUCAUUAUGUGAUUUACUUGGAAUUGUUGAGUAAAGAGUCGGCUAAUUCUCCGAGUGACGAGAUAUUGAGUCAAUGUUGCCUUGCUAUUGAAGAAUCGCUGAACUCAACGUAUCGACUAGCUCGGUUUGAGUACUAUUGGAUAGGUCCGCUAGAAAUAAGAGUGGUGAAAAUUGGAACAUUUGAAGAGUUGAUGGAUUAUGCAAUAUCAUCAAGAGGGGCAUCAAUGAAUCAAUAUAAAGUACCGAGGUGUGUGAAUUUAAUAUCAAUGAUAGAGAUUCUUGAUUCUAAAGUAUUAUCUGUACAUUUUAGUCCUUCUGUGCCACAUUAGACACUAGAAAAAAGAAGAUGAUAUGAUGUACUCCACUAAAAAGAAUAAAAAAAUUCAGAUACCAUGAGUGUAAAAUUUCUAUAAUCUUAUGAGUAUCUUGUAUUUUUAUUGAGUUUAAAUGUGUUAAAGAAGUGUGCCUUUAAAAUUUA